AUGGGUUCCAUUUGGAAAGAAGGUGGAGCAGGUGCUGCCAACUAUGCCCAGUUCUGUGGUGAUGAGCCGGCGAAAUUCGGCUUUGAAGAAACCUUGGGGAUCGAAGAGUCCUCCAUUUCGAUUGUAGCAGAGACAGGCUUGGGCCUGGGGCUCACCAUUUGUUGUGAUGUGAACGCUUCUGGCUCCUUUUUCAAGGUUGACAAGAGUUUUCACGGGAUGAGAUUGAAACCAUUCUUUGGCACCAAGAGCGGUAAGGAGGGAGAGCUUCUUUGGCUUCUUGGUGGGAGGGCCUGCUGGGCGGCGGUUCUUUGGCACAGUUUUGGGCAUGGCUCUGUUCUGCUGGGAGAUGGGCGUGCAGAGAUGGGUUGUUGGGAUCAGUGA
This is a messenger RNA of Cylindrotheca closterium, 381 nucleotides long. Lineage: Eukaryota; Bacillariophyta; Bacillariophyceae; Bacillariales; Bacillariaceae. The record is from the annotation of a GenBank genome assembly.